UGCACACAAGCCUCUGGGAGUGACUGGGAGAGCUGUGGCUGGGAGCUGUCACCAUGUCGGAGAAAUUUGAGAUCACAAACUUGGACAUGAAAUCAGGGAUGACCCUGAAAAUUAAAGGCAAGAUCCACAAGGAUGUUAACAGCUUCACCAUUAACCUGGGCCAGGAGCAAGACAAGCUGAACCUGCAUUUUAACCCUCGCUUCAACGAAUCCACCAUCGUCUUCAACUCUCGUGAUGGUGGCACGUGGGGACAAGAGCAACGAGAAAGUAACAAGUGCUUCAGUCCAGGAGAGGACGUCAAGAUCACUGUGGCCUUCCAUAAUAAUGAGUUCAAGGUGACAUUACCUGACGGACACACGGUGACCUUCCCCAACAGGCUGGGUCAAAACCACCUGCGCUACCUAAGUAUGGCCGGGCUCCAAAUCUCCUCCUUCAAGCUUGAGUGAGCACGCAGCACCUCCUCAGAACAAGACCUCAGUCCCUAAACCCGUUUCGGCCCUCUCUGCGAGCCCUAUUAGGACCGCGGUCUUUAGGUCCUGUAAUUUCCCACGCUCCUUCUGACUAACCCCAGCCCCUAGGUCAAGAGCAAAUAAAAGAAUCCAC
Molecule: messenger RNA, 603 nt
Organism: Microtus oregoni (creeping vole)
Lineage: Eukaryota; Metazoa; Chordata; Mammalia; Rodentia; Cricetidae
Gene: Lgals2
Product: galectin 2
Exons: 4
Coding region: 54-446 (130 amino acids)
Molecular function (GO): carbohydrate binding
Source: RefSeq, a predicted model, not a curated record